This is a messenger RNA of Rotaria sordida, 219 nucleotides long. Lineage: Eukaryota; Metazoa; Rotifera; Eurotatoria; Philodinida; Philodinidae. The record is from the annotation of a GenBank genome assembly.
AUGGCAUCAAAUACAAAUCUAGAUCAUUUACAUCUACUUGUUGAGAUCGACAAAUUAAUAAAGGAAAAAAAACAACUUGAUGCAGAUAAAGAUGAAUAUCUGACACAAGCAAAUCAAGCUAUUAUGGACGAAAAUUAUGAUAAUGCCAUUGAGCUUUUACAAAAGGUUAAACAAGUACAUAUUGAUCUUCGUGAUACAAUUAAUGAAUUGGAUCAAUAG